Molecule: messenger RNA, 698 nt
Organism: Salpingoeca rosetta
Lineage: Eukaryota; Choanoflagellata; Craspedida; Salpingoecidae
Exons: 2
Coding region: 104-481 (125 amino acids)
Source: RefSeq, a predicted model, not a curated record
CGCGAUGGCGAUCAUGGCCAUGCUGUUGCAGGACGCUGGGUGGUGGUGGUGGUGGUGGUGAUCGAGGUGGUGGUGAUGGUGAUGGUAAUCGAGGUGACGGGCCAUGGGAGAUGCAAUGAGGGCGCGUGCAAGCAAGCAAGCAAGCAAGACCUUAUCCCUAUCCCUCCCUAUCCCUCCUCUCUCUCUCUUCUCUCUUUUCUCUCCGUUGCCGUCCUCCUCCUCCUCCUCCUCCCUCCCACCUGAUCGUCGUCAGCCUCCUCAUGUGUCCUUUUGCUCCCGCACCCCCUCAGUCCUCUCUUACCGCUCUUGCUGCUGUUGUGUUGUUUGUGUUGUUGUGUUGCGUUCUUCCCCUCCCCUCCCUCUCCACCUCCUCCAUCCACCGGCUUCCCACCCUCUCUUGCAACUCAUUUGCUUUGCUUUGCUUUGCGUCCAAGCAAGCAUCCACCCACCCCUAAACACACACACACACCAACCCGAUUGAUUCCUUGCCGACCACACCCUUGUUCUGAAGUCUUCACCUUCAUCCCACUCACCUCACUCACCCCACUCUCACCCACCCCACCCACCCCACUCUCACUCACUUGCCCGCACACAACCAACAACCGUCGCCUCGCUUCCAUUCUCUCCAAUCCCCCCUCACUCCCACAAACACACAGCGCCUUGAUCCCCUCCUCCUCCUCUUCCUCUUUCCCCUCUUU